GCGGGAGGGGGGGGAGGAGGAGAGGGGCGGAUCGAUUCCCCAUCCCCCACCACCUACCGGCGGACCUCCCCCUCCCCGCUGCUUGAAGGCCCCGAGGGCUCCCUGGAAGAGGUGACCGCUUUCACCUUGCCCUGCUCCCUCACCCGCUUCGGCCAGCCCUUGGAAAGACCGGGACACCGAGGGGUGCGCGAAGGGGGGUGGGGGUGGGGAUGCUGAUGACAUCUGGGCCCGUCUCCUCCUGCUGCCCCCCGCCCCCAGCCAUGGGCCUCCGGAGCUCCCCGGGAGCAGUCGGGGCUGCCCCCCACCUUAGCACGUGGGGUUCAGCCCGCUGGGGGCCCGCCUGAGCCCAGCCGCCCCCGUGUCCCAUGGAGGAAGAGGAGGACGGUGGGGAGGGCCCAGCCCUGCGGGGGCCCGAGGAGUGGGGCCUGGGCCCCGACGCCCCUGCGGCCGCCGGGCCCCUGUGGACCGCCGUGUUCGACUACGAGGCUGCGGGAGAGGAGGAGCUGACGCUCCGGAGGGGAGACCAGGUGCGGGUGCUGUCCCAGGACUGGGCUGUGUCCGGCGAUGAGGGCUGGUGGACCGGGCAGCUUCCGGGCGGGCGCGUGGGCGUCUUCCCCAGCAACUACGUGGUGGCUCCCGGGGUGCCGGCCCCCGCCCCCACGGGCCUCCCCCUGCCCCGGGAGAUCCCCUUUGGAGAACUCCAGCUCGAAGAAAUCAUCGGCGUCGGGGGCUUCGGCAAAGUCUACCGGGCCAGGUGGCAGGGGGAGGAGGUGGCCGUCAAGGCUGCCAGGCUGGACCCCGAGAGGGACCCGGCCGUCACCGCGGAGCAGGUGGCCAGGGAGGCCCGGCUCUUCGGCGCUCUGCGCCAUCCCAACAUCAUCGCCCUGCGGGGCGCCUGCCUGCGGCCCCCCCAUCUCUGCCUGGUCAUGGAGUACGCCCGAGGAGGGCCGCUGAGCCGGGCCCUGGCCGGCCGCAGGGUGCCCCCCCACGUGCUGGUCAACUGGGCCGUCCAGGUGGCCCGGGGCAUGGAGUAUCUGCACAGCGGGGCGCCCGUACCCAUCAUCCACAGGGACCUCAAGUCCAUCAACAUCCUCAUCUUGGAUGCAUUCGAGAACGGGGACCUGUCAGACACCGUCCUCAAGAUCACGGACUUCGGCCUGGCCCGGGAGUGGCACAAGACCACCAAGAUGAGCGCGGCCGGGACGUACGCUUGGAUGGCCCCCGAGGUCAUCCGGCUGUCCCUCUUCUCCAAGAGCAGUGAUGUCUGGAGCUUUGGAGUGCUGCUCUGGGAGCUGCUGACGGGGGAAGUGCCGUACCGGGAGAUCGACGCGCUGGCCGUGGCUUACGGGGUGGCCAUGAACAAGCUGAUGUUGCCCAUCCCCUCGACCUGCCCAGAGCCCUUCGUGCACCUGCUGGAGGAGUGCUGGGACCCCGAGCCCCACCAGCGGCCAGAUUUCAGCAGCAUCCUGAGCCGCCUGGAGGCCAUCGAGCGGUCGGCCCUGUUCCAGAUGCCUCUGGAAUCCUUCCACUCCCUCCAGGAGGACUGGAAACAAGAGAUUCAACACAUGUUCGAUGAUCUUCGGACCAAGGAGAAGGAGCUCCGGAGCCGGGAGGAAGAGCUGCUGAGAGCCGCCCAGGAGCAGAAGUGGCAGGAGGAACAGCUCCGGCGGCGGGAGCAGGAGCUGGCCGAGCGUGAGAUGGACAUCGUGGGCCGCGAGCUGCACCUGCUCAUGGACCAGCUGAGCCAGGAGCGGCCUCGGGUCAAGAAGCGCCGGGGCCACUUCAGGCGCAGCCGCCUCAAACUGAGGGACAGCAACAACAUCAGCCUGCCCUCAGGCUUCGAGCACAAGAUCACCGUCCAAGCCUCUCCCACGACACUGGACAAGCGGAAAGGGCUGGCGCCUGAGGGCGUGAGCCCCCCCGCCAGCCCCAGCAUCAUACCCCGGCUCCGCGCCAUCCGCUUGACGCCCGUGGAGAGCGCCAGCGGCCGGAGCGCGGCUCUGAAGAAAGAAGAACUCGUCACCGGCAAGAAGAAGGGCCGGACGUGGGGGCCCAGCUCCACCCUGCAGAAAGAGCGCCUCGGUGGGGAAGAGAGGCUGAAGGCGCUCGGGGAGGGCAGCAAGCAGUGGUCAUCCAGUGCCCCGAACCUGGGCAAGUCUCCCAAACACAUGCCCAUGGCCCCGGGCUUCUCCAGCCUCACGGAGAUGGAAGAGUUUGCCGAAGCCGACGGGACCAGCGUGCCCCCUUCCCCCUACACCCCCCCGUCCUACCUCACCUUGCCUCUGCCCGCUGAGGCUCCUCCAAGCCCCUGGGAGCCGCCUCACCCUGCCACGGGACCCCCGGCUCGGGGCGGGGCCCCCCGAAAGCGCAGCGAGCUGGCCCUGCUGAGAUGCGCCACCAUCCUGGGGGCCGUGGCCUUGGGCACCGACGUGGCCGAGGCCCAAGCGGCCGACGGAGACGACGAGCCCCGAUGGUGGAGGGACGGGCUCUUCCCCCGGACGCCUCGCUUCCCCCGGGGACCCAGCCCGCCCGGGCGCAGGGCCCGUUGCCACGGCCGAGGGGCGGCGGAGGAGGCCGCCCCGGCCCCGGCCCCCGGCAUGGUGCCCUCGGCCACCAUCCUCUCCCUGUCCUCUCUCUCCGACUGCAAUUCCACGCGAUCCCUGAUCCGGUCAGACAGCGACGAGGGGACCCCAGCCUCGGCCCUCGGGAGCUCCCCACCAAGCACACCUGCCACCAACCCCCUGGUGGACCUGGAGGUGGAGAGCUUCAAGAAGGACCCUCGCCAGUCGCUCACUCCCACCCACGUCACAGCCGCCCGAGCUGUGAGCCGAGGGCACCGCCGGACCCCGUCGGACGGGGCUCUGAGGCAGCUGGUGCAGUGCCACCAGCGACCAGGACCUGAGGUCCCCAGGGACCCCCUGGAAUUCCCCCGCCUGCCUGACCCCCAGACGUUGUUUCCCCCUCGACGAAGGCCUCCCCCCGAACCUCCGGGCCGGCCCACCACUCUGACCUUUGCCCCUCGGCCAAGACCAGCUGCCAGCCGGCCCCGGCUUGACCCUUGGAAAUUGGUCUCCUUCAACAGAACACUGAGCGGCUCUUCCCCUCCUGCACCCGGGACACCAGGCACCCCGGGGCCCCAGCCUAGCCUGCUUGACAUGGACACAGAAGGGCAGAGCCAGGACAGCACGGUGCCCCUCUGCGGGGCCGUGCCCACCUUCUCUGACCCCGAGGCCGAUGUCUCCCACUGAAUGUACAGCCCUGGCCUGUGGGUGCUGCCCCCAUGGGGCGCAGAGGCCCGGACAGGGACUGACGCUAUGUAUUUAUUGGGGAGGGGGGUGGGAGGGGAAAGUGGCUAAUAUAAGUUCCUUGUCUUGUA
Molecule: messenger RNA, 3376 nt
Organism: Antechinus flavipes (yellow-footed antechinus)
Lineage: Eukaryota; Metazoa; Chordata; Mammalia; Dasyuromorphia; Dasyuridae
Gene: MAP3K10
Product: mitogen-activated protein kinase kinase kinase 10
Exons: 10
Coding region: 366-3248 (960 amino acids)
Biological process (GO): positive regulation of apoptotic process; protein phosphorylation
Molecular function (GO): protein binding; ATP binding; JUN kinase kinase kinase activity
Source: RefSeq, a predicted model, not a curated record